UUUUACUUCCCUGCUUCAUUCUUUACUUUACACACCAUUUCAACCCAUUACAUGCGCUAUAGCCAUGUCCGCAAAGUCGAACGGCCCCAUUCGUUCUCCCCACUCGUCAGACCCGGACGGCAAGUCUAGCUCGGCGCGAGAAUUCAGAUCGCAGCUGGAAGCCAUCGCCAACACCCCUAGUCCCCUCAAUCGCACAUCCGAGUGGGUGUCGGGCAUCGACGAUGCAUCGGGCCAACACAGCACGAGCUACAUGGAGCGAUUGUGCCGCGGUGUCCGCUCGCUCUUCCUCGAAGUGUUGCAAACCCUGCUGCUUGAAAAGCAAGAGCCCGAGGAAGUCACCAACAGCGUUCGUCGAAGCUACGAGACCAUUGUCAUCUGGGACGAUGACUUUGGCGCUUCAUCCGGGGGCUUGGAUGAGACAUUCCAGAAAAGCCCCGAGAUCAGGAACCUAACGGCCGAAAUCAUGAGGGAGGUCGCGGAGAUAUUGAUCGAAGUCUCAACAUUUGGACUGUCAGUUUCAAUCUUUCGUUUUGCGGAACGCGCUAGGAAUCUCCAAGAUCUAAUGGAUUCGGCGCGAUUUAUGGAGAGUCACGGCUAUAACUGGGAUGAGGAUAACAAACGCCGUCUUCCCCCUCCUCCCAGAAAUCCAAGAGACAUUCUCGAAAAGACCAAAUCUCUGACCGCAGCCACCGAGUGUCUCAGCAGCCUGGCACCACUGUACGAAGAGCCUCCUGUUCAGUUUGUCCCUUAUGAGACAGAACGUCUAGCGAGCGAGGUAGACGUUUAUAACUCUGAACGGGGGCAAGCAUUUAAAGACCAGAUACAUGAGCGACUUCCAGGCGUAAAUGACGCCGUGGCCUCGAAACUGGCACAAGCCAAUGUUAGCCGGUUGACUCGUUUGAUUCGAACGAGACAAGACAAUAACAGGAAAAAUUGCAAGGGGGCUACCAAUAUCGCUUCACCUGGGCACGACUCUGACCAGGGAGCCUCUUUCAAUGCUGAUAGUUGCGCCGAAACAUUGAUGAGCUUCACACAAUGGGACAGUCAGGCAAGGCGUGUUCCCCGUUUAAGUAAAGAAGCACAAGCGGGGAUCCCCUUCAUUUGCUGGCUCUGUGGACUCGAAGCCACAAUCAAAGAUGACAGAACAUGGAAACACCAUAUCGUCACAGAUCUCAAGCCAUACAUCUGCAUCGCUCCCAGCUGCUACGGUGAGCGUGUGGUGCCGUUCGAGAAUUGCCAGUCUUGGGAAAGCCAUCUUUUGGCCAAGCAUUCAGACGACUGGAAGUUGGAGUCCUGUCCACUCUGCCACCAGGAGACGGCCGGAAUGGACAGGCCCGCUAUUACAAAGCAUAUAAGACAUCACCUCAAGGAGGUUGCCCUUGCUUCAAUGCCGAUAGGGACAGAUCCAGGCUUGGAUGAUGGGUCUCAACAAGACAGUGCAUCAAAUGAAGAAGACGACGCCGCUCCACUCAGCUGUCCGUUCCGAAAACGAAACCCGCAGCGAUUCAACGUCGAUAGAUGGCCCAGCUGCGCACUUGGAUCAUUUGAAAACAUCCUGAUGCUUAAGGGGCACAUUAAAUCUUGCCAUUCUUUACACCAGUCUGAGUUUGUGUGCAAGAGAUGCAAAACAAGCUUUCGCGACUCCAAGUCCCUCGAGGCGCACUUGAAUCGUUCCCGCUCGGGCAAGUGCAAAGAGGUUGUUGAGAAUCCUGAAGAUGGGGUUAAUAGGGAAAAAGCUGAUAAGCUUGAUCCACUUGAUAAAACUCCUCAAGUCAAAGACUGGAAAGCUGUGUGGCAUACUUUGUUCCCUGCGGACAAGGAUGUUCCCCCCUGCGCCUUCGUUCCGCCAGCAGGGAGCUUUAGUUCAUCUUCUUCAGAGUGGUAAGAGCAAUGUGUCGGAUGAACUCGGCUGGUCCGAGUGGGGCGAGUAACGCAAGUUCUGCAACUGUGGCACCGCCUGCUGGUUUCGGACCAGAGACUUUAUAAAAGAACGACAAGUGUGUUGGGUUUGUCAAGAGAACAGAACUAGUAUGUUCUAUAUUUUUCUUGAGAAUGAGCAUGUCCUGCUCUACACACCUUUCUCCACCAAUAAAUAAACAGAAUAUACCCAACCUCGAACUACCAUAAAGCCGCUCGCCAGG
Messenger RNA from Pyricularia oryzae 70-15, 2141 nucleotides. RefSeq lists its product as uncharacterized. NCBI's taxonomy places the organism in Eukaryota, Fungi, Ascomycota, Sordariomycetes, Magnaporthales, Pyriculariaceae. The coding region runs from base 65 to 1885 and encodes 606 amino acids. The transcript is spliced from 5 exons. The record is from RefSeq and is a predicted model, not a curated record.